AUGCUGGAAAAUCCGACAUCAGCGGCAGCAGCCGCAGCAGAUCCACCGGCAAACGUGAAGCGCUAUGCUCCUCCCAGUCAGAGGAAUCGUCCUCUUAACAGACGCAAGUCCGCAGAUCGGUUUGAUCGAACUAACAAUCCUCAAGGCGGGAGUGAUUUGGAGAGGAAUCAAAUUUCUUCUUCAAGAAGUUUAUCUGGUAUGGAUCAUGGGGAUGCAAGUAGCAGCAGUCUUCUGAAUGAGAACUCUCGUCCAGGGUUACUAGCUCUAGAGGGGUGUAGCAGCAGUGCGGCUUUCCAGCUCUUAAAUAAUCGCUGGGCUGCUGCAAUGCAUUGCUUCAAUGAUCCAUCUGUAGAUUUAUCAGAAAGACCAGUUAUGUACACAGGAGGCGGAGCAGCAUGGGGUCAGUUCCAACUUCCUCAUCAGUUAAUGGCUUCGACAGGCGGUGCUGGGUCUCCUGGUUCAUCAGUGGAUUUCUUGAGUGAACUUCGCCGCUUAAAGAACAUUUCCCCUGCCAGUUUUAGAACCUAG
Molecule: messenger RNA, 528 nt
Organism: Prunus armeniaca (apricot)
Lineage: Eukaryota; Viridiplantae; Streptophyta; Magnoliopsida; Rosales; Rosaceae
Source: the annotation of a GenBank genome assembly